Megalops cyprinoides (Indo-Pacific tarpon) is the source of this 5084-nucleotide messenger RNA. RefSeq names its product RAB11 family interacting protein 1 (class I) a (gene rab11fip1a). The transcript has 5 exons. The coding region runs from base 1106 to 3109 and encodes 667 amino acids. Gene Ontology annotation, cellular component: intracellular membrane-bounded organelle. Gene Ontology annotation, biological process: regulated exocytosis. Gene Ontology annotation, molecular function: small GTPase binding. The record is from RefSeq and is a predicted model, not a curated record. Lineage: Eukaryota; Metazoa; Chordata; Actinopteri; Elopiformes; Megalopidae.
UUGUUUAGAACGAAAAAAAAAAACGGUGGAGAUACUCGUACACACAAAGUCGUUAUGUAAGAUUGAGGGAUUCCGUCUUGAGCAUGGUUUGCAAAUAGGUAACUAAUUCCCAACAGCCCAUUUUUGCUAGCAGGCUAACUGGGCUUCUGGAAACGCGUUCAAUGGUUAUCCUUUUUUUUUCAGGCGUGAAUUAGCCUAGUUCGCUAGCUAUAAAUAUUGAACAACUCGUAGCUACGAGCCCGCUGCAUGUUCAGUUAUAUUAAAUGUAUAUAGAAAGUAGAGGACAUCAGUGAGUGCUAUGAAUUAAAUUAAUUUACUAACGUUUCCGACCUGGAUCACCGCGUCGAAUGUAGCAACAAAGAAUAAUCGCGUUUACGAGCGUUGUUCUAGAACAAAUCACUGAGUAUUGUUCCAAGCAAAGGCUAUGACUGAAAUGAAAAAAGUAGCCUACAUUUUCACAGAGCGUUAACUAGCUGACUUCAGCCUAUUGAUUCUUUCAUUGAUGUUCAAGGUCUUCUAGCUAUAAUACUCAAGUUCAAUCUGUCUUUUCAGUUGCUUCACCGGGUAACCAGGCGUCGCGUAAACAGAAGCUAACAAGCUAGUUGGCUACCAAAGUGGGCAGUUGAGAAAGGAAUGAGCCUGUGGUGUCUUUUAUGGAGUUAGAUAAUUAGCAAAGUACGUGAAUUGAAUCAGUAUAAAAUAAAUUGUUUUCAAUUCAACGAAUCGAUCUCCUGUGGUACAAAAUAGCACCUUGAUUUCUGCAGCAUAUUAAUACGACUAAUUUCUUCUUAAUAAGCUGUACAUAUAACUAGUUUAGCCUGCCAAACUGUUGUUAAGGGCGUAUACAUAUCAUCCCAGCUGAAUUAUUCGUCAGCGUAUCGUGUUGUAAGAUCUUCAAGAGAGAGGCGUGACGGGAGUUGUGAAAUACUCCUACUGCUGGGAAGACUAAAUUCAGACAUGCAGCCGCGUGUAAAGGAGCAUAGUAACAAGACAACGUAAAAGUUAAUCGCGAGUCCCGAACAAAGUUUCACAAGUUUCAGAUCCGUUGCGGCUUUUGUCCGGAGACUUUUCUUAGUUUAAGUCACUGAACUCGUUGUCAGUCGAAAUGGCUUUGGCGGACCAAAGCCAGCAGUGGUACCCUACCAGUGUACAGGUAACGGUGUUCCAGGCUCGGAAUCUUAGAAUCAAGGGUAAGAAUGGAACCAACGACGCGUAUGCCAUCAUGCAGGUGGCCAAAGAUAAGUUCUCCACCUCGGUGGCAGAGAAGUGCGUUGCCCCGGUGUGGAAGGAAGAGGCCACGUUCGACCUGCCGCUCUUCCACCACGGCAACGCGGAGCGGUGCACCCUCUACAUUAUAGUAAUGCACCGAGCCUUAGUGGGAUUGGACAAGCUUCUGGGACAGGCGGUCAUCAACCUGGUGGAACUCCACGAGAAGAAGUCUCGCAAUAAGACUGAGUGGUUCAAGCUGCUCGACAAGAACGGGAAGGCGGACAAAGACAGGGGGGAGGUGCUCCUGGACAUCCAGUUCAUGCGGAACAACAUGACGGCCAGCAUGUUCGACCUCUCCUUUCAGGACAAGCCCCGCUCCCGCAUCGGCAAGCUGAAGGACAAGAUCCGCGGCAAGAAGAAGGACGGCUUCUCCGACUCGGCCUCGGCCAUCGUGCCCUCGACCACCCAGGUGAUGACGGACAGCGAGGGCGAAGGGGACGCCCACGCCGAUUCCCCCGGGGUCAAGAAGAAGUCCAAGAUGAAGACCCUCUUCGCCCCCAAGUCCAACCUGCAGCGCAACGUCUCCCAGUCCAUGUCCACGCUGGGCUCCCUUCCCGAGAAGAACUCGGCCCUCAGCGGCAGCCGUUCCUCUGGCCUCAACAUGGACUCGCCUGAAGUGAAAAAGAAGUUCAAGUUCCUGGCCCACAAGCGCACAGGCAGCACGGACAGCAAGGUGUCCCAGGGUCCCUUCUCCCUCCUGAGCCGCUCCAAGCAGGGCGCCGGCGAGCAGAACAACCUGUGCAUCAACGGCAGCCACGUGUAUGCCGAGGAGCCCGAGCCCAAGAUGACCAAGGCCGGCUCCAGCCUCAGCCUGAACAGCUCCGGCCAGGGCUCCGUGGAGGACCUGCGCAGGGGCCAGGGGAGGCACAACUCGGACGUCUCCGUGGACUCCCUCAAAGGACUGAGCCUGCCCUCCUACAGGGCUGAGGCGCGGGAGAGGGACCUGCUGGAGCAGCGGCGGAAAGAGCAGGAGCAGCAGGAGGAGGAGAACAGGCAGGCGGAGGAGAGGCGCAGGGAGGAGGCCAGGAGGCUGCAGGAGGAGCGCGCUCGGCAGGAGGAGCAGGAGAGGAGGAGGCAAGAGGAGGCCCGGCAGGCAGAGGAGGAGCGCAGACUCCAGGAGGAGACCCGGAGGCAGGAGGUGCUACGACGGCAGGAGGAGGCCAGGAAGGCAGAGGAGCAGAAGCACCAGGAGGAGGCCUCAGUGAGCGACAGGCUCUCCUCCCUGUUCGGCAUCAUCAGGAAGAAGGAGGAGAAGAAGGAGGAGCCGCCGGAGCAGCCUGCCCCUGCCCUGCAGGAGGAGAAGCCCAAAUCCGCUCCUCACAGCCUCUUCAGGGAACACACGGAGGUCCCUCUGCCUCUGGCCUCCACCAACCCUUUCGAGGAGAUCUCGCUGAGCCCGGAACCCCUCAACCCCUUUGAGGAGAAUCCCCCAGAACCGCAGCGGGAGGUUCGCAGCCCCCAUACCCCGUCCACUGGCUUCCCGAGCCGCACAGCUAAGGUGUCUGCCGUCAAGCCCAGACCUCACCCAGUGAAGCCCCUGAGCUCCCUCGAGAGCCAGACCCCCACCAGCAUAUCGUCUGGCCGAGACAUCAAGUCCUCUGUGAUCCACGAGAACGUGCCUUUGAGGAUGAAGGUGACCAGCUCCGUGGAGAGCGGACCCUACUCCCAGCUGACCCAGGAUGAGCUGAUCUCUCUGGUGGUGAAGCAACAGGCAGAGCUCUCCAAGAAGGACGGCAAAAUCUUGGAGCUGGAGGAGUACAUCGACAACCUUCUGGUGCGCGUCAUCGAGGAGAAGCCGAGCAUCCUGCUGUCCAUGGCUUCCACCAAGAAGGCCUGCUAGACUCCACGCAGGAGGUGGAGAGUGAGACCACAGCUUCCAUUAUAGGUUUACGGCGUAGUCGUGCGAUUCUCCUUUGUGUGUAGGGAGAUGAAAUAACCUGUUGGAAGGUUUGUGACCAUCUCUUUUUCCUGCUGCAGUUUUAAACUAGAGCAUGUGCACUUUCUUUCUAAAAUGGGGAGUUUGGCUUCACUGACUCUAAACGGUGAUGAAAGGAAGGAAAUAUUGUAGCUCUGGUGAAGUUAUCCGCAGCAUUUGCUAUCCAGAAAUUAAAUUGGUCAACUGCAGUGCAAAUAUGUCACAUGUACAAUACCUCUGGAAUUCUGCACUAAAUUGUUGACAAAGCAAGUGAUUCCCAGUACUACUUUUAAUAUGCUGAAGUGUAACUUUUUUCCACACUAAACUUGAAGGUGCAUGGGAUUUCUUUUUAUCAUGGUUCCACAGUAUGUUAUGGUUGUGAUGAGUGCUUUUUCUCUUCCACAGGUACAGUGUAUAUGGUGAAUUUGAAUACUGAAUGAAUAUAUCCUUGAAAUGUUAAAUGUAAUAGAAUAUAUGGUAUAAAGUAGGCAUACUGAUGACAUGCAAUUUCAUUACUUUGAGCACAAUUCUUCAACCUUUAUAAAGUAGACUUUAUGAAGACUUUAUAAAGAGACUUUAUUUAUGAAGUCUCUUUCAUACUGUGUAUUUGAAUUAAUUAUUGAUCCUGGUUACUGGGUGGUGGUUUGACUCUUAUGACUUUGAAGAUGAAUGCAUAUUAGAACUGAAAGGAACUGGACACCUUUGCAGUGAGCCAGUGAAGACAAUGUGCAUCAGCCUUAAUAGACUAUUUCACAUAUGUGCAUGGACUGGCCAACCUAUCAGACACUGAACCUUCUUGUACUGGCCAAUAAUUGUGAGUUGUCAUUUCCCUCACUGCAUGAUUCCAAGAGGAAUCUGUAUCCUUGAAUCCCCCUUACAUUAAUGCCUUCCAUUUGCACAGGUUCAGUACCUCAUUACUGCAUUCAAAGCUGGUUACAGAGGAGUGAGCUCAUUAACUUUAAUCUCUUGGGUUUAUAGUUCAGACAUUCAUAGUUGUUUAUUUCUGUGGUGUGUGAUUACCUAUAUGCUGCUUAAUUAUAGCUCUGUAUCCAACAGAAUCACACAUUGUUGAGCAAGCAAUACCAAAUAAAAUGUAUGAAGACAAGGGUGGUAUUUUCACGAAGGCAUUGUCAGUGUCUGAACUCAGAAUAGUUAAUUCCAUUUAAUCGUGUAUCAGAUAAUUUCGAAAGACCUAUGACUGUCUAUUUUUGCCUUUCUAAUGAGCAUCUACUUCGAUCUAUGUAGGGAUGUCUGUCACAACUCCCAUGGAAGUUGCAUGUUAUACUCUUUUUGCAAUGUAGUCUGAUAUGCCUUCACUAUAUACUGAAAAAAUAGUCCAGAAAGGAACUUACCAUAUAAGCAAAUGAUCAUUGUGUGUUAUGGUACUGUUUCAGUUGUCAGUAAAUCUGUGAAAUGUUUUUAGAUUUCCAUAGUGAAUGAAGUUUUAGUAGAAAACCCUGUGGGGAUGAUGUAAGUGAAUUUGCUGAGAACUGCUUUCAUUUUGUAUUUGGCAACAAGAACUACUUGUGAAUAAUUUUGUAUAUCUAGAUUAAUCAAUGUGGUUGUGCCUUUUGUAAUGGGGAACACCAUAAGCAAUACAAUGAUUGACAAUCACCCAAGACAUUAUCCUUAAUUACCCUUAAAUUAAUUGUGCCUUGCUUUGAAGAAUUUUUGCCUAUUUGUUUCUCUUGAACAGUACAGUCAGGGCUGGUAAAAGACCUGAUAUAUCUAGUUUGCUCAUAUCCAGAUGAUUUCACAAACACUUGCAUCUCAGUCUAUUGAAAGAAAGGGUAUAUUUCACUUAUACUUCAUACAAUAUUGUGUUGUAUUUAUCCAGUUGAAUGUUGGGGUAAUUUCGUCCCUUGUUGCACUUGAUGGUGUUUUCCUUUAAUUUUUUUAC